UCACCGUGCCUGUCUGGAGGAGGCAGCGAUUGGUGUCGUGCGGCUCUUUCAUCACCACCUCCCACCUUUUUCUCCCUUUUUUAAUCACUUGACAGAACACCUCAGAACUGUGAUGAGACUGGCGUUUUUUUUCUUCUUCGCCUGUCUGUAGCUGCCUCUCAAGCCCUGAGCACUUGUUUCCUUAGUACCAUUGUCUUGGUGCAGCAUCCUUUUCUAUCCUUGUACAGCUAUCUCCCCUAGGAUUAAUGUCAGCGCACAGGAACCAGUCUGCGUGUGCCAGUGUUGCUCUAUAAUCCUGCCUGAACAGUGUAUAGCUGACAGCGAGAAGGGUUAAACAGGCUGCAUAAUAGAUUGUUAUGCAUGGACAUGGUGUGAUGUAAUUCAGCGGCUGCCUGUCUUCACAGGCUCUGGGAGGAGGGCUCAUUCUAAGGGCACGCUUUGUUUCUGCAACAUCUGGUUGGGGGAGUAGUGCCGGACAGAUUUGCAUAGUGGAUUUCUGAUUUCUUGGAUGGGUUAUGUGUGUGCCUGGCAAGUCUGGGUGAUGGAAUGAACUGGCUUUUUCAAUUUGCUUCUUCUUUUUUUUUUUUUUUUUUUUCCCUGCCUUCCUUCUGCUUGGCUCUGGAUCAUUGGUGGUGAGCUAAAAAUAUAGUGUGGCAGUACAUGGAGGCAGUUUCUUGCUGGAUUUCCCUCCACUUCCUCUGAAGAAAUGUUAUGGUCUCCCAAAUUUUCCUUAUCCAAUAUGCGCGUCCGGCUGACUGCGAGCGGGCUGCUCCGAAACCUGCGUCUGCCUACUGGCUACCGAAAAAGCAGCGUUGUAUUCCACUCAGUUGAUAAAGGCAAACCGAAGACCAGCCCUCGAGUUCCCAGUACACAGGUACCGGCUGCCCCAGUGGACACACAAGCUGUCGAGUUAGCCCAGUGUAAAGUGGUAUGCGAGGAACAGAAGGGAAUCGUACAGCAGCUGAAAAGUCUCCUCACCUGCAGCAACCAAAAGUUUGAGGCUCUGACAGUGGUCAUCCAACAUGUGAUAAACGAGCGCGAUGAGGCCCUCAAGAAACGCAAAGAGAUCUCUCAGGAACUUCAGAAUUUGCGAGGCGACUUGGUAUCUGCAUCCAGUACCUGUGAGACGUUAGAAAAGGAGAAGAAUGACCUGCUGAUUGCUUAUGAGGGCAUCCUACAAAAGGUGAAGGAUGAGCACAUUGCCGAGUUGUCUGACCUGGAGGAGAAGCUCAAGCAGUUCUACACAGGAGAGUGCGAAAAACUACAGACCAUCUUCAUUGAGGAAGCCGAGAAGUACAAGAAUGAGCUUCAGGAGAAGGUUGAUGAUCUGAAUUGCACUCAUGAAGCCUACAGGCUAGCGGCUGAAGUUAGUCAUGUUGAGGAUCUAGAACACAUAAAGAGCGAAUAUGACAAGUCCUUGACAGGCCUGAAAGACAGCCAAGAACGUGAGAAUAAAGUGUUAGAAGACUCCUUUAAAGAAAAACAAGCUGAGCUAGAGAUUUCAAUUUCUUCCUUUUACAAGAAAAAAAUUGAAGAACUGAAACAGGAGAAUGAAUCUCUAAAGGAGAAACUAAGAGUUGAGGAAGAACAAAGAAAACAAUCCAAAGAGAGAACCCCCCAGAAGAACUCCCAGGUGAUGUAUCUGGAACAGGAGCUGGAGAGUCUAAAGGCCGUUAUGGAAAUCAAAAACGAGAAAUUGCAUCAACAAGACAAAAAACUGAUGCAGAUCGAGAAAUUGGUGGAGACAAAUACAAUUCUGGUAGAACGGCUGAACAAAUGUCAGCAGGAGAAUGAGGAUCUUAAAGCUCGUAUGGCGAAUCACAUAGCGCUCUCAAGGCAGCUGUCUACGGAGCAAGAGGUUCUGCAGCGAUCUCUAGACAAAGAGUCCAAGGCGAACAAGCGGCUCUCGAUGGAAAAUGAAGAACUCCUAUGGAAGUUGCACAAUGGUGAUCUAUGCAGUCCUAAAAAAUUGUCUCCAUCCUCCCCCGGAAUCCCAUUUCACUCAUCACGGAACUCGGGCUCCUUUUCCAGCCCAACAGUGUCACCCAGAUGACACCCCUACAAUGGUUAGACUUCACCGAAACAUUUCAGGACAUGGCGGUGAGAUUGCUUUGAAUAUGUACAGUGGAAAAUAAAAGCUAUAUUAGCUAUCUAACCAUUACACACAACUGGAAUUUGGGAGAAGUCUUCUUCGACCUACUGGAAAUGAAAGGGCGACUUGUUCUUGUUGCUUCUUUUAUCUAAAGAGAAGACUUUGGACUGGGAAAUAAACAUUGUUGCACAAAGCACUUACCUAGCAAGAUACAGCCGUUCUUGCAUUUUGCCUUUUUUCACCUACAGCGAGUAUAUAGGGAAAAAAGCUCAGGGCUUGUAGAUAAAAGAUCACAAACUUUCUAUAGUUUCUUUAUCACCUGUAAUUUUUUUCUCCCCUUGGAUGGGGUGGUUGUAAAGUGAAUGAGAUGGAUGGUAACGCACCUAAAUUGUGUGCCUCAUGCUGCCUGUGUGUUUGUUUUGUUAGGGUUUUUUUUUCUUUUUCUGUCUUUUGUACAGGACUAUAUCCAUGAAACAUGUCUGUAUUUAAAAAAAACGUGUUACUGCUUUAGGAACUCAGCACAAUACAUUGUUGCCUAUUCCUGUUGUAAACCUUUCUAUGGAAGCAUCAGAACACUAUCUAGUAAGGUUUUUGGACCCUCGUGUUGUGCCCCUGUGACUGUCUUGGUCUCUAAAAUGUAAAAAUGGUGUGUUUUGAGUCUGUUAAAUAAAAACUAUGCACUUUUACUGUGCUGAACAUCUGCUACAUAACGUUCCUUUUCGGGUCUAUGCAAAAGGCAUCACAUGGUGUAUUUGUAACAUUAUCUGUAUUGAGCUUGUGUCUUUGCAGCAGUUGGGAGUUCAUUUAUCAGGGUCGAACGGACACCCUGAAAGGUACAUGCAUCAAAAGACCAUAUAUAAGGGGAACUGCCACUAACAGGCUAAUUUAAGAACUGCAGUUAUGUGCAAUAACCCCCAGCAACCAAUUGGAUUCAGUUUACUGGAGUUAAUCAGUAAAAGAUUAAUUCUGGAUGCUGGCAAUCAAUAGUUAGUUUGCACAUUGCUUAAUUAAAUAAGUCUGUAUUUGCCUUACAAUAAGGUCAACUUUGUCCGAGACCAGAAUAUAAAGCAGGAAGGAAGGCUUGUAUACUAUUUAAUGUAGCUCAUCUCUUCCACUAUUCAGCAAAAAGACCUGCCGGAACGGUCAGAUGACUUGGGUUUUACGGUUUUACCUUCUGUUGACCUGACAAUUUAUUGCAGUGCGGUUUAGUUUAAAUUGUUUGCAGAGUUUCCAAAAAAUUUUCCAAAGAAUUUUAUUACCCAGCAAAAAUCGGUUUUCUGUUUUUGUUUUGUGUUCACUUCUUAGGCAUUGAAGUCCUGCUCAUACUGCCACUGGGCUUUCUGGGAAAGACGGUCCGGGCUGUCACCAAUUUGUAUUGGUUUGUACCCCUGUUCCGUCUUUCUUAUCAUAGGACUUUGAUGUGGUCACUGAUAGGACAAAUAUGGGCACAGGAUAAAUUUUGUGUAUUUUGUUUUAUCUGUUUUCAUCUGCAUCAUUCAAAUGUGUGUAGCUUCUAGCAAACUUAGUAAAUGUAAAAAGAAAUAAUAAAUCUGUAGUUGCUUGGUUUGUAAUGAUGGAAAUAUAUUCUGACAUGUAAUAAGAAAAUAAAUUUAUUGGUGCAGUAAUUUACUUCAUACA
Messenger RNA from Rana temporaria (common frog), 3730 nucleotides. RefSeq names its product microtubule associated scaffold protein 1 (gene MTUS1). The coding region runs from base 707 to 2053 and encodes 448 amino acids. The record is from RefSeq and is a predicted model, not a curated record. NCBI's taxonomy places the organism in Eukaryota, Metazoa, Chordata, Amphibia, Anura, Ranidae. Gene Ontology annotation, cellular component: cytoplasm; nucleus. Gene Ontology annotation, molecular function: microtubule binding. The transcript has 10 exons.